Molecule: messenger RNA, 5364 nt
Organism: Oncorhynchus kisutch (coho salmon)
Lineage: Eukaryota; Metazoa; Chordata; Actinopteri; Salmoniformes; Salmonidae
Exons: 3
Coding region: 203-4744 (1513 amino acids)
Source: RefSeq, a predicted model, not a curated record
AAGAGGAGGAAGGCCUCUCUGGCGCUGACAGGGGAGUGAGGGUGUGUGGCAUGAGGAGGGGGGGCUCAAUAUCAUUCUCUUUUUAAACAAGCUGCCCAGUUGGCGUGGACAGCAUCAGACCAUACCCUAACAGCAAGGACCUUCAUCCAGACGCGCUGACCAGCGAAGUCAGAAGUCAGUCCAUGGUUUUAAACCUAGUGUGAUGGAGUUCUGGUCUGGGAGUCAGGGGCAAACGCCCCUGUAUGCCAAAUUUGGGACUGUUCCUGGACGAAACUUUGCACAUGCAUAUCAGGACAAGCAUCAGGCAGCAGAUUUUCAACCGUACCUUUGUGAGCGGCAAGACCAGGCCAGGGAGCCCAGCUGUUGGACAGUACCAGGUUCCAGGACCGGAGGGGUCCUACAGGACUACACCAACGGGACUGAUCAAGACCUGUCACCCUCUGCCCCUCAUUUCCCCUUUGCUCUAGACAGCCAGCCUCGACAGCUUCACGGUUUGAGGGACUAUCAGGCUCAAGAGAAAAGAGAGAGAGAAUGGCUGGUGGGAGAGGCUCAUAGAGCAGCAGCUAGGGAGAGGGAAAGGGAGUGUGAGAGGAGGAUGCAGAGGGAGGUGUUGCAGAGGAGGUGGGAGCCCUGUAGUCCUGUCCACUACAGGAGGGAGCCAGCCAAGAGGAGUUUGAGCAACACUAGCUAUCGGGAGCUGGAGGCCUGGGCGGCACGCUACAGCCACUCACUCCCCAGGAAGAGACGCCUGGAGGCAGGGCUAUGGGGAGCCCAGGGGCCGCAGGAGAGUGAGAGAGUGCUGGAGAAAGAUUCAUGGGGCAACAGAGGUGGAACAGAACACAGAGCAAGUUCAAUACAUCUGGGGGGACUUCUUCAGCCGAGAGAAUGGGGACAGUGGGAGAGAAGGGACACACAGAAAACUAUGUCCCACUACUUGUCUCAGCCUGUCAUUCCUGAUACAACAUACCCAUCAGACACCAAGGAGAAUGAGACAAGCUACCAGAAGAGGGUGUUUAGUCAACCUCCAGGCUACAUUCCACCUCCGCCUUAUAACGCCCCACAUAACAUUUCACCAGUAAUGCAACAUGCUGAUAAAUAUACCACUAAAAAAGCAGUGGCUUCUGUGUACGCAGGGUGGAAUCAGGGAGCUAGCAGACACAUAUACUGCACACUGCCUUCUCCAAGGAAGCAAGACAACUCUGUACUAGACUUUCAUAGCGAGAGGGGAGGGGGAGAUAGGUUUACAAAAGAGGAUUGGAAGCAGAGGACCUGGUCUGAUCCUGGAGGGCAUAGGCAGCAAGGACAUGCUGUAGUUGGUCAAUGGACAGGUUCUUCUGCCCAUCCACAGAACAUCCGAUCUGAUAGCCUCUCACCUCUGUUGCAGUCCCCACAACAGCCUCAGACGUCCAACAUCUGUGAGAUGGCCAACCUCAGUGCCACCAUGGAAAGGAAAGUCAGCCUAAAGAAAAGCAGAGGAGGGGAGACCAUAUUUUGCUUGGUGUCUCGCAUGGGUGGAGCGGCAGGGUUGUCAAGUUCUCCUGAAGAACCACUAAAAACCCUUUCCCUGCCUCUCUUCACCACCUCACCUCGGACAACUGUGUCAACCAGUGAGGUAGACGGGGUAUCUAGAGGCCUAGAGGAGUGUGGUGACAUUAAUGAAUCGCAUAAGCUUGCAGAUGAAGUUGAUUCAGCUGUGCCAUCACUCCAGCAUGAGUCCAGUGCUCCAGCUCAGACCCCUGCCUACAAAAGAGACAGCCAUUUCAAACCUAAACUGAAGGGGGUACUAGAAUGGAUGGGAAGUGAGCAGGUAGCAGCCCACAGGGAGGAGCUUCUCAGGGCCAUUCAGAGCCGACCAAGGCUUCAAGGAGAAGAAAGAGACCGUCAAAGCCUACCCAGUACGACGGACAUUGAAGUUGCUUUGCCAGAAGGCACCCAGGUUAGUGCUUCAUCCCCUGUAUCCAGGAGAAAAGGGAUGCAGACAUUGGCUCCUGUGUCAGUCAAGUAUCCCUUAUGGAGGGAGCCCAGUUACAUGGGCGGAGUCAAGAGUGACAAUCCCUCACCUUGCUAUUUGAAGGGUACUUGGAAGGAGGGCGAACCAGGUAAGGAUCUGAAUGAUGAUCAUACAGAAAAUAGCCCUGAUGAUGGCAAUCAUCCCCUUGAUGUUGAAGUGAGGCAAUUGGAGUUCAAGAGAGACACAGAGUCUGACGGAAGCAGUGGUCUUCUCGUCAUCGACGCAACUUGUGUUGUAGUCAGAGUGGAGUUCAUUUUCCCCCCUAAAAAAGAACAUGUCCAGUAUUUGUGCUCACCAUCUCCUAGUGACCCAGCUGAGCCUGGUCUAGACCCAAGCUCCCCUAUCGACCUUAACCCAAUACAUAACCAAGUCAAGGAAGAUACUUCACCUGAACAGAGCACUGAUAUAUCAGCCCAGGUCUGCCCCCUGUUAGAUAGUGACGAGCCUGUGAUUGAUUUUAAAAAGCUAGAUGUAGAAGAGCAGGUGGAUAAAGAUCAACAUACUUACUCUGACACACCUUUCACUGAAACAUACUUACCUCAGCAGAGAGAGGACACAAGCCAACUCCCUGAAUCGCUCUCGCUCUCGCCUUCAACUUCAAUUACUGACAGUAAGACAUUGGAGGAGCGUGCUGAAAGGAUUUUGGGGAUCCCUCUUCUGAGCUGUAGUGUUCUGGAUCAAACAGAGGAGGAUGAGUCGCCACAGCCAAACAAUGACAACAAUGACUCCCUUGAGGGCCUUCCCAUGAUUACUCUGGAGGAGUCAGUGUCAGAAAGAUCACCUGAGAUUGUUCAAGCUAAAGAUGACAUUUCAGUUGCAGAGGCUGGUGUCACUUUAGAUGCCCAGUCUUCAUCAGACAUAAUUGUGGAGCCCAAGAUGGAGGUGAGAGAACAGACAUGUGAUUUCUCAGUGCAGUAUUCCAGUGAUGGUCUGCCUGACAUACAGGUAAUGUAUUCGCAGAAGACAGAUACCACAAAUGUGCCCCCAUUCAAACACUGCGUUCCGGUCAGCCCGGAGGCAGGUGAAAUUGGUGAUGCUGGUUUUUCCCCACCCAUCUCUCAGUGCCUCAACCCACAGCGAAGUUACCCUGAUUCUCCCCCACACUCACCUUUAAAUAUGAAUUCCCCCUCUAAUUCAAGAUCCUCAUCUCCCUCUCAUCACUUCUUGACUAUACCCUCCCAGUUAACUUCUCAAUCUGCUCCUCCUGAAUCUAACACAGAUCCCCUCUGUCUUCCUGAGGAAGUGCCACUCUCUAAAUCAGACAUAAGCUUACCCCUUCACCCUGAUCCCUCUCCCUCGGUCCCACUCUCCCCCUCUAGAUCUCCCUCUCUCUCAAUCCCCCUCUCCCCCUCUAGAUCUCCCUCGCUCUCAGUCCCACUCUCCCCCUCUCAAUCUCCCCCAUCCUCUCUCUCAGUCCCCCUCUCUCCCUCUAGAUCUCCCCCUCCCUCUCCCUCAGUCCCACGCUCCCACUAUAGAUCUCCCCCUCCCUCUCUCUCAGUCCCCCUCUCCCCCUCUAGAUCUCCCCCUCCCUCUCCCUCAGUCCCACUCUCCGACUUUAGAUCUCCCCCUCCCUCUCUUUCAAUCCCACUCUCCCCCUCCAGAUCUCCCUCUCCCUCAGUCCCACUCUCCUCCUACAGAUCUCCUCCCCCUCCAGGCCCCUCCUCUAGACCCCAGAGUCCAGAGAUACUGGUCAAGUCCUUUACCCCUGUCCUGUCCUCAUCUUCCACACCAACCACACAUAGAGAGGGGCCUGAAUACCCCAAGUCCCUCUGGGAUGCAGUGAAAUGCAUCCGGAAGCACACAGCACCUGAUUCAGAGAAUGAGGAGGAGGAGGGAGGUGAGCUGUGGGAUCCAGAGAGUGCGGGUGAGGAUGGUGCUCCACUAAAUGAAGAGUUUGAUUUGGGCAUGGUGAAUAUGUUGUUCCAGAGUAGUGAUAACCUGAGACAGGGGAUCAUGUUCAGCUCUGGGGGAAGUUCCCUUGAAGUAGCAAAUGACUUAGAGGUGCAAAGGGAUCACAAAGAGGAACACAUUUUGGUAACAGAUGAAAAAUGCAGUGAGAAGGAGCCCAGCAGGCCGGCUGAAGAUGACACGCUCUCCUGCAGCAGCACAGACAGCCACGGCUCAGGGGAAACGGUCAUCAUGGGGGCCGAGGGAUUGUCUGACUCUGACUCUGAGACAGAGACUGAGACUGAUGAGGAGACAGAUUGUGAAGCUGAGCACCGUGUUACUGAGGAAUGGAGCUGCACUGUGAGGCCAGAAAGCUAUGUUGUAGUGGAGGAGGAGCGAGAAGAUGAGAGAGAUGGGGAGGUGAGGGACCCAGCUGAGCUUUGUCAAAAGGAAGGCUAUCUGUCUGAGAUACAGGCGACAACACAACAAAUUGAGGACAGGGAUAUGGUAAACUGUCAGAAAGCAGGGGAAGUCCGAAGCUCUGAGGGGGAGGAGAGCAGAUGUUUGGUCAAUGCAACCACAUCUGAAAGGUUCUCUGGUGGGGCUAUGGGUGAUGAGGGUCAGUGUGGAUGUGUGACAGUAGAGGGGCUAGAGGAGAGUGAUAAUGGGCAACACCAUAACAAUGGUGAAGGAGUUUACAGUAGUCAAUGCACUGAGGUGGUGGAAAGGGUUGAGGAAAUGUGUAGCAGCAAUGUGACAUCAGAAAUGAUGGAUGAUAAAUCCUGUGACUCAUCCUUAAUGGAGGAGUCCUCUCAGGAGGAUAUUCCCUGUCAGUCAAGUCAAUAAGUAGCGCUGCAAGUGGUAUAUCAUGCUAUCAGAGCAUGAACUUGAACUUGAAUACAAUUGAAAAUGAGCUAAUUUACAUUUUAAAUUCCUUCAGAACCUUAUAUUGACAUUGAGGACACGUCUAUGUGUGUGGGAUCUGACUUUUUAUAGACAUACAGGAUUUUAAAUAGUAGAACAAGGGUAUUUAAUUUAUUGAAGGGCAUUUUGCAAGACCGCCGAGAUUUGUUGUAUGGCAGGGUGUAGUUAUUGCCAAAGCAUCUCUCAAUGGGUCCAAUCUGUUUGCUGUGUUUUUCAUUAAUAUUCAUGCUGUGGGAUUAUUGGUUUAGAGAUGUGCGUUUUGAAUUGUGCAUUUUGACAUACUCUGACAUAAUUUUGCUUCAAUAAUUGUGCUGUUUUCAUUUAAAAUGAUGUAAUAAAUGAACCAUACUUUAGUCUGUGUAAAACAUGUUUUUUCAACAUCCACAAUUUGUUUAUUGGUUUUGGUCGCCUUUUUAAGUAUUGGCAUGUCCUCUUCAUGAUUUACAUGACGCAACAAUAAACAACUCAUUAGGCCUACUUUAAGCAAGGUGUCUUAAAUAUUUAAUGAACAAUUCAUCCAUAUAUGACAGAGAUUACAUUUC